AUGUCCGCGCGCCGACGUCCGCCAGCGCGGUCGCGCACUGAACUCCCUCCGCUGAAGAUCGUCCGCAAGAUCCUCUUGCUGCAGCUCGCAUACUAUGCCUGCGCCACGGUCCUCAUCUUGUUCACGACCAUCGUUUAUGGCGCACCGUUCUCGCUAGACCUGGUCUUUGGCUGGGACUCUCUGCGCGGUGAUACGACCAUUGGAUGGAUGUUGGGAUUGGUGUGGAUGUUGAAUUGCUUUAUUAGCGUCAUUUUCCUACUUGUUUUCGUAUCCCGCUCAAAGCUCGUCCCGGAUUUCGCUCUGACGAUCCAUUUCCUCCACCUCAUCGCCACCACUUUGUACACACACUCCCUCCCUUCAAAUCUACUUUGGUGGGGACUUCAAUUCUCCAGUGCAGCCAUGAUGACAUUCCUCGGCAUGUGGGCAUGCCAAAGACGCGAACUCGAGCCUAUCAAGUUUGGUGGACAUCGUGAUAGCACUCAAGCUGGCCCGUCCUCACAAGCAUCUGCCGGCGAUGGUCAGCAGGAGUCGAGCUUUGGCCGCGGCCGCGGUCGAGAACGCAGCUUGCAAGAAUAUGAAAUGGAUGAUAUGAAGCACACCGGCGAGCAUGCUGUAUGA
Penicillium crustosum is the source of this 618-nucleotide messenger RNA. RefSeq names its product protein SYS1. Lineage: Eukaryota; Fungi; Ascomycota; Eurotiomycetes; Eurotiales; Aspergillaceae. Gene Ontology annotation, cellular component: trans-Golgi network; Golgi membrane. The transcript has 2 exons. Gene Ontology annotation, biological process: Golgi to plasma membrane protein transport; Golgi to endosome transport; protein localization to Golgi apparatus. Bases 1 to 618 code for a protein of 205 amino acids. The record is from RefSeq and is a predicted model, not a curated record.